This is a messenger RNA of Cadophora gregata, 297 nucleotides long. RefSeq lists its product as uncharacterized. Gene Ontology annotation, biological process: mRNA splicing, via spliceosome. Gene Ontology annotation, molecular function: RNA binding. The transcript is spliced from 3 exons. NCBI's taxonomy places the organism in Eukaryota, Fungi, Ascomycota, Leotiomycetes, Helotiales, Ploettnerulaceae. The record is from RefSeq and is a predicted model, not a curated record. Gene Ontology annotation, cellular component: U4/U6 x U5 tri-snRNP complex; precatalytic spliceosome; U6 snRNP. Bases 1 to 297 code for a protein of 98 amino acids.
AUGUCGCUCCAGGGCUAUGUAAACAAGAAGGUGUUGGUCUUGACUAGCGAUUCGAGGACACUUGUAGGCACACUGCUGUCCUGCGACCAGAUGACAAACUUGGUCCUCUCACAAACAAUCGAACGUAUCAUCCGUCCGCCAGAUGAUCCAGAGCCAUCGAGCGAGGUCCCACACGGAUUGUACCUGAUUCGAGGAGAUAACGUUGCGGUUGUGGGGUUGGUGAAUGAGGAGCUGGAUGACAGUAUCGAUUGGCUGCAAGUUAGGGGCGCAGUGGUCGGUGGUGUGAAGCAUUCGUGA